Molecule: messenger RNA, 3181 nt
Organism: Tilletiopsis washingtonensis
Lineage: Eukaryota; Fungi; Basidiomycota; Exobasidiomycetes; Entylomatales
Product: ARM repeat-containing protein
Exons: 5
Coding region: 277-3117 (946 amino acids)
Biological process (GO): protein import into nucleus
Cellular component (GO): nucleus; cytoplasm
Molecular function (GO): small GTPase binding; nuclear import signal receptor activity
Source: RefSeq, a predicted model, not a curated record
CGUGGGGCAGCCUUCUCCAGACAUCCUCCAGCUCAUCAGCCCCUCCCGCUCGCCGCACCCCUCUGCCGCACAAGCUUGUGCCACACUCCAGCAUCUCACCGCACUCGGCCGCACACAGCGCGCGCAACACCGCCUCGUGCUCGCUCGCCGUCGCAGCGCCAGCCGCUCUCGCACCUCUCCGCAGCCCGCUGCGCACGCGCCCCGUCCAGCCCCGCCCGCCUGGCCCCGGCCGCGCGCUCCUCGCUCCCGAGCAGCGCCCCUGCUCGCCUCGUCGCCAUGGCCGCGACGUGGGCGCCGCAGCCCGAGGGCCUGGCUGAGCUGCUCGGCCUGUUCCGCGACUCGCAGAGCCCCGAGCAGGCGACGCAGAUCCGCAUCGCCCAUCGCCUCGAGGAGCUCGCUCGCGUGCCCGACUAUGCCAACUACCUGGUGCACGCCUUGACGCAGAUGCCGCAGGAGGACACGAACACGCGCUCCAUUGCCGGUCUGAUCCUCAAGAACUACCUCAUGCUGCAUGCACGGAACAUGCACCCCGAGAGCCUGGCGUACGUCAAGUCGGCCAUCCUGCCGGCCAUCUCGUACUCGGAGGACAUGCUGCGCCGCACCUCGACGCAGGUCGUGUCGAUGAUCUUUGCCAUCCAGGGGCCGGCCUCGUGGCCCGAGGGGCUUGAGCACCUCAUUGGCCUGAUGACGUCGCCGCAGCCCGAGGCAUGCGAGGGCGCCUUCAGCACCUUUGCCAAGCUCUGCGAGGACAUCCCGCAGGAGAUGGAGGACUGCGAGAUCAAUGGCAUGCGGCCGCUGCAGAUCCUCGUGCCCAAGUUCCUCGAGGCCACGCAGCACCCGGAUCCGCGCAUCCGCUGCCACGCGCUCAACUGUCUGAACCAGUUUGUGCAGACGAGCUCGGCGGCGCUGCACGACCACAUGGACACGUUCAUCCAGGCGCUCUUCAAGCGCGCCAGCGACGAGAACGAGCAGGUGCGGCGCUUCGUGUGCCAGGCCCUCGUGCUCAUCCUCGGUGCACGGCCAGAUAAGCUGCUGCCCGAGCUGCCGAGCGUCGUCGAGUACAUGCUGUACUGCACGCAGGACAAGGACGACGAGGUCGCGCUUGAGGCCUGCGAGUUCUGGCUGCAGUUCUCCGAGGACGCCUCGCUGGCGGACCACCUGCGGCCCUUCCUGCCCAAGGUCGCGCCCGUGCUGCUCAAGGGCAUGGUGUACAACGAGAUCGACCUGCUGAUGCUCGGCGGCGACGAGGACGACGAGGCGGUGCCGGACCGCCCGGAGGACAUCAAGCCGAAGCACUUUGGCGGCUCGGCGCGCACCGUGGAGGACAGCAACGCCAACGGCGCGGGCGGCCCGACAAAACAGUCGCGUGCCGCGCGCGAGGCCGAGCUGGCCGACGACGACGACGAUGACGACGACGACUACGACGACGACGACUCGGACGACGAUGACGACGGCGUCGGCGACUGGAACCUGCGCAAGUGCUCCGCGGCGGCGCUCGACGUCAUGGCGGUCAACUUCAGCAACGAGAUCCUCGAGAUCCUGCUGCCGUACCUCAAGGAGCGCCUCUUCUCGCCCGAGUGGCUGCAGCGCGAGUCGGGCAUCCUGGCGCUCGGUGCGAUUGCCGAGGGCUGCAUCGAGGGCGUGCAGCCGCACCUGCCGACGCUUGUGCCGUUCCUGAUCAACUGCCUCAAGGACCCGAAGCCGCUCGUGCGCUCCAUCGCGUGCUGGACGCUCGGCCGCUACUCGGCGUGGUGCGUGGCGACCAAGACGCCCGAGCACCAGCAGCAGUACUUCCUGCCGGCCAUGGAGGGCCUGCUGUCGAUGGUGCUCGACGGCAACAAGCGCGUGCAGGAGGCCGGCUGCAGCGCCUUUGCGACGCUCGAGGAGGAGGCCGGCGCCGACCUGCAGCCGUACCUGCAGCCGGUGCUCAAGACGCUCGUAUUUGCGUUCGACAAGUACCAGCAGAAGAACCUGCUGAUCCUCUACGACGCCAUCGGCACGCUGGCCGACUCUGUCGGUGCCGCGCUGAAUCAGCCCGAGUUCGUCGAGAUCAUCAUGCCGCCGCUGAUUGCCAAGUGGCAGACGCUGGAGGAUAACGACGCGGACCUGAUCCCGCUGCUCGAGUGUCUCUCUUCGGUCACGAUCGCCGUCGGCCCGGGUUUCCUGGCCUACUCGCCGCCCGUGUUCUCGCGGUGUAUUGGCAUCGUGCACAGCUGCCUCAUGGCCAUCCAGGCCGAGUCGCAGAAGCCCGUCGACGACCAGGACAUGCCCAACGCCACGUUCAUCAUCGUCUCGCUCGACCUGCUCAGCGGCCUGACGCAGGGUCUGGGCGAGAACGUGCGGCCGCUCAUCGAGCAGUCGCAACCGUCGCUGCUGCCGCUGCUCGGCGCCUGCAUCACGAACAGCGAGCCGCCGGUGCGGCAAUCGGCCUACGCGCUGCUCGGCGACCUGGCCAUCUCGGCCUUUCCCGUGCUGCGGCCGACGCUGCCGUCGCUCAUGCCCGAGCUCAUUGCGCAGAUCGAGGUCGACCCCAAGGUCGAGAACGUCAGCGUGUGCAACAAUGCCGCGUGGGCGGCGGGCGAGAUUGCGCUGCAGUUCCAGGGCAUGGACACGAGCGAGCUGCAGCAGUGGGUGGCGCCGCUCGUCGAGCGCCUCGUGCCCGUGCUGCUGAGCCCCAAGAGCGUCAAGAGCCUCAGCGAGAAUGCGGCCGUGACGAUCGGGCGCCUCGGCCUCGUGUGCCCGCAGCUCGUGGCGCCGCACCUCGGCGUCUUCAUCGAGGCGUGGUGCCAGGCGCUGUGGGACAUCAAGGACAACGACGAGAAGGACUCGGCCUUCCGCGGCCUGUGCGAGAUGAUCCAGGUCAACCCGAACGGCGCGUCGAAGAGCUUCGUGUACUUCUGCAACGCCGUCAUCCGGUGGAGCACGCCGAGCUCGGCCCUCAACGAGGCGUUUGCGUCGAUCCUGCGCGCCUUCAAGGAGGUGGCGGGUCCCGAGAAGUGGGCGCAGCAGCUGGAGAGCAUGCCGCCAUUGAUCUCGCAGCGGUGCGUCGAGACAUCGCCCCGCAAUGCGUGCUGCAUGCUGACAGCUCGCUCCGCGCAGACUGUCGCAGCGGUAUAACUUGUAGCGCCGUGCGAGUGCAGGACACAGGGCAGCCCCAUCGUCACUCUACAUACACACCCCU